AUGGCUUUUGUGCAAGAAAAUUCGUUUGUGUUAGAUGUCGUUCAUAACGCAUCUAUAUUUCCAGAUUCGAAAACGUUUGUGGAUUUAUACCUAAGAAAACCACAAGAGGAGGUACUUGAAGCCUUUAAAAAUUUGAUUUCAGACACCAAUGAAGUUCCUAAAGAAAAAGUUUUAGAACUCCUUGAACAUUACUUCGAAGAGAUAGGCGAGUUUGAGCAUUGGGAACCAAGUGACUACAAUCCGGAACCAGCAUUCCUGAAGAAAAUCAAAAACGAAAGGUAUAAAGAAUUUUGCAAAUUAUUAAAUGGAAUAUGGCCCUCCUUGUCACGGAAGGUGAAGAAGGAAGUGUUCGAGGAUCCAGAGAAAUCCUCCUUAAUUGCCAUACCUAAUGGAUUUAUUAUUCCUGGAGGACGAUUUAAGGAAAUUUACUAUUGGGAUAGUUUGUGGAUCAUUGAAGGACUCUUAAUCUGUGACAUGACCGAGACAGUAAGAGGAAUUCUUGAGAAUUUCAUUCAUAUGAUUGAUACAUUGGGUUUUAUACCUAACGGUAGUAGAAAGUAUUAUACGUCCAGAUCCCAACCACCACUAUUUGCUUUUAUGGUGAAUGAGUAUAUUAAAGCAACGAAUAAUACAGAAUGGUUACAUAAAAAUAUAGCAAGCAUCGAAAAAGAACUGCAAUUUUGGUUAAACAAAUUUACUUGUUUAAAGAAAGGAGAAAAGGAUUAUCAUAUGUGUCGAUAUAUUAGUGAAACUCCACUUCCGAGACCUGAAUCAUAUAAAGAGGAUAUGGAUACAGCUUCUAAAGGUGAUAAGGAGAAGUGUUAUAUUGAGUUAAGAAGUUCAGCUGAAAGUGGAUGGGACUUUUCAAGUCGCUGGAUUUUCGAUUCUGAUGAACACGAAUUACACAAAACUGAAAUAACUAGAGUUAUUCCUGUUGAUUUAAAUGCCAUGUUGUGUAGAGAUUUUGAAAUUAUUUCUGAAUUGUAUUCGCUUAUAGGAGAGAGUGAAAAGGCCAUAUUGUGGAUGAAGAAAUCGAAAGAUUUGCUAGAGGCUAUUGAUGAGCUUUUGUAUAACGAAGAAGAAGGAAUUUGGUUAGAUUAUGAUGUGAAAACAAAUUCACAACGUAAACGAUUUUAUGCAAGCAAUUUUUCACCUCUUUGGACUGGCUCAUAUGAUAAGAAUCAAUCUUCUAGGUACGGGGAACGCGCCGUAGAAUACUUGAAGAAAAAUGGGAUUUUAGAACUCAAAGGUGGUGUACCAUGUUCUUUGAUACGAACAGAACAACAAUGGGAUUUUCCAAACGUGUGGCCCCCUCUGCAAUCCAUAGUUACAUUGGGAUUGGAUAGGACUGGACAUCCAGAAGCUCAAAAGGUUGCUAGACAAUUGGCUGAAACAUAUCUAGAAUCAAACUUGCAAGCGUUUAAUGAAACUAAUGUAAUGUUUGAGAAAUAUGAUGCCGAGUCUCCUGGUAAAUAUGGCUACGGUGGUGAAUAUGCCGUGCAACCAGGAUUUGGUUGGAGCAAUGGUGUAAUAUUGUCAUUUGUUAAACAUUUUCAAUUUUAAAUUGAGUUGUUUAAUUUAUUGCAGU
Aethina tumida (small hive beetle) is the source of this 1588-nucleotide messenger RNA. Its product is annotated as trehalase. The transcript has 4 exons. Bases 1 to 1563 code for a protein of 520 amino acids. Gene Ontology annotation, molecular function: alpha,alpha-trehalase activity. Gene Ontology annotation, biological process: trehalose catabolic process. The record is from RefSeq and is a predicted model, not a curated record. Lineage: Eukaryota; Metazoa; Arthropoda; Insecta; Coleoptera; Nitidulidae.